This is a messenger RNA of Diaporthe amygdali, 549 nucleotides long. RefSeq lists its product as uncharacterized. The record is from RefSeq and is a predicted model, not a curated record. The transcript is spliced from 2 exons. Lineage: Eukaryota; Fungi; Ascomycota; Sordariomycetes; Diaporthales; Diaporthaceae. Bases 1 to 549 code for a protein of 182 amino acids.
AUGGUUCGCUUCUGGCCGCUACACCUCUUCGGCGAGAUGAGGAAAAGGGCGCGCGAUCCGACCUUCUCGCCCAUAUUUGAACAGCCAGUCGUCGUCUCGACACCUAUGGUGAGCGCCCCGGGUAUCAGAGCCCAUGUCCGGGCUUAUGUUGAUAAAGAGACGCAGUGGCGCUCGAGUAUUCGUCUAGCAAAUGUGCCAGCCUACGCCGACUAUGACGACGAAGAAGAUCGUGAACCUAUGUGGUACAGGGAAGCACACCACCCAUCAGGGUGUCCAUGCUGCAUCGAGGGCACAGGCUUCCCGCGGCCGCCCUCUGCUACUCUUGGCUCGGAUUACAGUGGGAUCCGCAAGGUGUCGAGGGCUUCGACACACAUAUCGACCAACUCGGCCGACAGUGAGGCCAGCUCGGCGCCGGUUCAAAAAGAGACUGGCUCCGACCCCGCCUGUGACCCCACCGUCCGGGUCCGUCGCUCCGUGAGCACCUUUGGUCUGAGGAUGAAAAAGAGUAUGAAGAACUUAAGAGGUAGGCCGAGUGGAAAUCUGCAGUGA